GGUGCCUUGCGACUAUGACCUGGGCCCGAUCCUCCUGAUCCGCCUCCAUAAGGACCCUUAUUCUUUCUUCCCGGAGAGCAGCUGGUUCUGCAAUGCUGUCCAAGUGACGUCCCCAGAUGGAGACCUUUAUACUUUCCCCUGUUACUCCUGGAUAGAGGGAUAUUGCACCGUGUCCUUCCGGGAAGGAGCAGCCAAAACCGCUUCGGACGAUGGUCACUAUUUGCAACGGAGACACCGCCGGGAAGAGCUGGUGCAAAAGCACAGCAAAUAUGGGUGGAAGGAAUACCUCCCAGCAAUCCCAUGGUGCGCUGAUAUCGACACUCCCAACUCCAUGGAGUACAACAUUCAGUAUUCUUUCCCCAAAUCUACUGCCUUUUUCGGGCGUGGAACAAUGGCACUUUUUGAGGCCAAAAUGAAAGGCUUCCUGGACAAACCCUUUUCCUGGGGGAAACUCGAGGAUAUCCGCAAGGUCUUCUGGUUCUAUCACACUCCGAUCACAGAAUAUGUGUUUCAGCACUGGAAUGACGAUGAAUUCUUUGGCUACCAGUUUCUUAAUGGGAUCAACCCCAUCAUGAUCCAGAAAUGUGAACGGAUCCCCGAAAAUUUCCCUGUCACCCAAGAUAUGGUGGCUGGGCCUUUGGGAGAACACACCACUCUCAGAGAGGAGCUGAAGAAAGGGACCAUUUACCUAGUGGAUUACAAGAUCCUGGAGGGUCUUCCCACCAACCCGGUGAAUGGCAAAGAGCAAUACGUUGCUGCCCCGCUGUGCUUGCUCCACCAGAAACGGACCGGAGAACUCAUUCCUUUAGCCAUCCAGCUCAGCCAACAUCCAGGACCACUAAGUCCCAUUUUCUUGCCCACCGACGAAGAGUGGAUCUGGACCUUGGCCAAGACGUGGGUGCGCAACUCUGAGUUCCACACCCACGAAGUGAUCGCCCACCUCCUGCGCGGCCACUUGAUGGCCGAAGUCUUCACCGUGGCCACUCUGCGGCAGCUGCCAAUGUGCCACCCGUUGUACAAGCUUCUGAUUCCUCACCUCCGAUAUUCCGUCCAUAUCAAUGUCUUGGCUCGGACCUAUCUCAUCUGCCAGGGAGGGACCUUCGAUCGGGCCAUCGCCAUUGGAAGAAAAGGACUAGCUAUGCUUCUCAAAAAGGGCCUCGAAAACCUGACUUACACCCAUCUUUGCCUUCCUGAUGACAUCGAAGCCCGAGGAGUCACUUCUCUUCACAAUUACUACUACAGGGACGAUGGGUUGAAGAUAUGGGAUGCCAUUGAGAGUUAUGUCUCUGGCAUUGUGGAACUUUACUACCAAAACAACUUAUCAGUCCAAAGGGAUUACGAAUUGCAAGCCUGGAUUUGCGAUAUCUUUACAAAAGGUUUCCUGGCCAGAAGGACUUCAGGUGUCCCUUCCUCCCUCCGCUCGAUCCCAGAACUCAUCAAAUUCCUGACCAUGGCGAUCUUCACGUGCUCUGCUUAUCACGCUGCGGUCAACAGUGGCCAGUUUGAACUGGGGGCUUUCAUGCCCAACCUGCCGUCAUCCAUGCGGAAGCCCCCGCCCCAAAUGAAAGCCCCUGUGACCCUGAACGAGUUCUUGGACAUCAUCCCCGAGAUGAACACCACCAGCCAGGUCCUCUCGGUCCUGUGGGUCUUGAGGAAUGAGGACUUCGACAUGAAAAUGCUAGGAGAAUACGACGAGGAGCACUUUGUGGAAGAGGAGCCAAAGCAGCUCAUCACAGCCUUCCAGCAGCGCUUGGCUCACAUUUCUGAGGAAAUUAAAAGGAGGAAUGCCUCACUGAAAUUGCCUUACACUUACCUCUAUCCACCCAACAUAGAGAACAGCACCACAAUAUAGGACUGGGUUACAGCUCCAAAAAUAUCCCCGCCGGACCCUCUUUGUGGAGCUCAGCAAUCUUAUCCCCAAGAUACAUGGCAAACGCUGUUAAUUUCUGCUUUGUCUCCAUUUUCCUGCAUGCAAAAGGGAGAGACCCGUUGCUCCUAUCGCACUUGGCUUUGGGCCAUUCUGUUCCGGUAAGGGGUUGGACUAGAUGACUUUGGGGUCCCCUUUCAAUGCUCUGAUCUUUGGCACUGUUUAGCAAAGGGAGGGAGUCCAUUUCCAUCCAUGCCCAGAUCCCACUAUAUAAUGUCGCAAACAAUGUCUGAAAUAAAAUAUAUCAUUUUGUUGUUA
Messenger RNA from Anolis carolinensis (green anole), 2185 nucleotides. Its product is annotated as hydroperoxide isomerase ALOXE3. Gene Ontology annotation, biological process: lipid oxidation; hepoxilin biosynthetic process; linoleic acid metabolic process. The transcript is spliced from 13 exons. Gene Ontology annotation, molecular function: oxidoreductase activity, acting on single donors with incorporation of molecular oxygen, incorporation of two atoms of oxygen; iron ion binding. Lineage: Eukaryota; Metazoa; Chordata; Lepidosauria; Squamata; Anolidae. The coding region runs from base 332 to 1852 and encodes 506 amino acids. The record is from RefSeq and is a predicted model, not a curated record.